Messenger RNA from Budorcas taxicolor (takin), 1969 nucleotides. RefSeq names its product NOP58 ribonucleoprotein (gene NOP58). Bases 185 to 1804 code for a protein of 539 amino acids. NCBI's taxonomy places the organism in Eukaryota, Metazoa, Chordata, Mammalia, Artiodactyla, Bovidae. The transcript has 15 exons. The record is from RefSeq and is a predicted model, not a curated record. Gene Ontology annotation, molecular function: snoRNA binding. Gene Ontology annotation, cellular component: box C/D methylation guide snoRNP complex; small-subunit processome.
CUCCUGUUCGGGUGUUCUGCUUCUAGUAUGGUGUGGAACGUUUAGGCAACGUGGUUUGCUUCUUUGCGGGAAGGCUGGUCUUUGGCCGGCUACGGCCUUACGGGCCUUUGGGGACCGUAGAUUUGGUCUUUUUUCACUGGUAGAGCUCGCGGCGAGCCGCGCAGCGCCCUGACCCGUCCUCACCAUGCUGGUGCUGUUCGAAACGUCCGUCGGCUACGCCAUCUUUAAGGUUUUAAAUGAAAAGAAACUUCAAGAAGUUGAUAGUUUAUGGAAAGAAUUUGAAACUCCAGAGAAAGCAAAUAAAAUAGUAAAGCUGAAACAUUUUGAGAAAUUUCAGGAUACAGCAGAGGCAUUGGCAGCAUUCACAGCUCUAAUGGAAGGCAAAAUCAAUAAGCAGUUGAAGAAAGUUCUGAAGAAAAUAGUUAAAGAAGCCCAUGAACCCUUAGCUGUGGCUGAUGCUAAACUAGGAGGGGUUAUAAAGGAAAAACUGAAUCUCAGUUGUAUCCACAGUCCUGUUGUUAAUGAACUUAUGAGAGGAAUCCGUUCACAGAUGGAUGGAUUAAUCCCUGGGGUAGAACCACGUGAAAUGACAGCUAUGUGUCUUGGGUUGGCACACAGCUUGUCCCGAUACAGAUUGAAAUUUAGUGCUGAUAAAGUGGACACCAUGAUUGUUCAGGCAAUUUCCCUGUUAGAUGACUUAGAUAAAGAACUAAACAACUACAUUAUGCGGUGUAGAGAAUGGUAUGGCUGGCAUUUCCCUGAGCUAGGAAAAAUUAUUUCGGAUAAUUUGACAUACUGCAAGUGUUUACAGAAAGUUGGCGAUAGGAAGAAUUAUGCCUCAGCUCAACUUUCUGAAUUACUGCCAGAGGAGGUUGAAGCUGAAGUGAAAGCGGCUGCAGAGAUAUCUAUGGGAACCGAAGUUUCGGAAGAAGAUAUUUGCAACAUUCUGCACCUUUGCACUCAGGUGAUUGAAAUCUCUGAAUAUAGAACCCAGCUUUAUGAAUAUCUGCAAAAUCGAAUGAUGGCCAUUGCACCCAAUGUUACAGUCAUGGUUGGGGAAUUAGUUGGAGCACGACUUAUUGCUCAUGCAGGUUCUCUUUUGAAUUUGGCCAAACAUGCAGCUUCUACAGUUCAGAUUCUUGGAGCAGAAAAGGCACUCUUCAGAGCCCUCAAGUCUAGACGAGAUACCCCUAAGUAUGGUCUUAUUUAUCAUGCUUCACUUGUAGGCCAGACGAGCCCCAAACACAAAGGAAAGAUUUCUCGGAUGCUGGCAGCCAAGACUGUUUUGGCUAUCCGGUAUGAUGCUUUUGGUGAGGAUUCCAGUUCUGCAAUGGGAGUUGAGAACAGAGCGAAACUAGAAGCCAGGUUGAGAACGUUGGAAGAUAGAGGGAUAAGGAAAAUAAGUGGGACAGGAAAAGCAUUAGCAAAAGCAGAAAAAUAUGAACAUAAAAGUGAAGUGAAGACUUAUGAUCCUUCUGGUGACUCCACACUACCAACCUAUUCUAAAAAACGCAAGAUUGAAGAAGUAGACAAAGAGGAUGAAGUUAUUGAAAAGAAGGCCAAAAAGGCCAAGGUUAAAAUUAAAGUUGAAGAAGAAGUAGUAGAAGAUGCAGAGGACACAGAAGAAGAAGUAGUACAAGUUGUAGAAGAACAGGAAGCAUCUGUGAAGAAGAAGAAGAAAAAGGACAAAAAGAAACACGUUAAGGAAGAACCACUUUCUGAAGAAGAGCCAUGCACCAGCACAGCAGUUGCUAGUCCAGAGAAAAAGAAGAAAAAGAAAAAAAAGAAAGUUGAUGAGGACUAAUGGAAGGAACCAUUCUUUCAAAGAGUUCAUAAUUGAAUCACCUGGAUACAUCAUGCUUACGAUUCAGUCAGAAAUGUACCCGAGAUACUCUGUAAAAUAAUUGAUGGGAGGUUGGGUGAGAAAGAAAGAUUAAUCAUUAAUAGCAUUUCAUACCUAUUUGUGUCU